Xiphias gladius (swordfish) is the source of this 2955-nucleotide messenger RNA. It is a transcript of the gene chst7, whose product is annotated as carbohydrate (N-acetylglucosamine 6-O) sulfotransferase 7. The transcript has 2 exons. Gene Ontology annotation, biological process: N-acetylglucosamine metabolic process; carbohydrate metabolic process. Gene Ontology annotation, molecular function: chondroitin 6-sulfotransferase activity; N-acetylglucosamine 6-O-sulfotransferase activity. Gene Ontology annotation, cellular component: Golgi membrane. The record is from RefSeq and is a predicted model, not a curated record. NCBI's taxonomy places the organism in Eukaryota, Metazoa, Chordata, Actinopteri, Istiophoriformes, Xiphiidae. Bases 92 to 1360 code for a protein of 422 amino acids.
ACUUCACUGUGGCCAUCGACGGUGCUCCACAAAGAGCGGCGGCGACCCUCCGGAGAAGCAGCUAGCCACCCCCCCAUCCCGGCGAAAGGAAAUGAAGAGGAGGCUACAUAAGAAAUACUUGAUUUUGAUACUGGCCUAUUCGGGUUUACUUCUGCUAAUCCCGUACGUGUUAGAUUACCGGGAUAAAUCCGUUCAACGCGUUAAGCCUGGACUUCUGCAGCAACAGCCCAGAUGCCCAGAUUUGGAGAACGCAGUGGCGCUGCUGUGGGAUAGCGGUAAUAAAGUCAACGGCAGCGAGGCGAUGGAGUACGCCGCCAAUCGCAGCCAGUCCCGGAUACACAUCUACCUGCAUGCCACCUGGAGGACCGGCUCGUCGUUUUUGGGGGAGCUGUUCAACCAGCACCCCGAUGUUUUUUACCUGUACGAGCCGAUGUGGCACAUCUGGCAGGCUCUGUACCCGGGGGAUGCGGGCAGUCUCCAAGGCGCAGUGCGGGACAUGAUGAACGCCCUGUACCGCUGCGACUUCUCCGUCCUCAAACUUUACGCCAGCACGCAGAACAUCACCACCUCGUUCAUAUUCGGCUGGAAAAUGAACAAGGUGAUAUGCUCGGAGCCGCUGUGUGAGGUGCACAAGCGGCACGAGGUUGGGCUGGUGAAAGAGGACCAGUGCGCAAAGUGCCAGAAGAGGGACAUUAGGGACCUGGAGAGGGAGUGCAAGAAGUACCCCGUGAUGGUGAUCAAAGGGGUGCGCGUUUUGGAUCUGAGCAUGCUGGUUCCUAUGAUGAAAGACCCGGCGAUCAACCUCCAGAUCAUUCAGCUCUUCCGAGACCCGAGGGCCGUGCACAACUCGCGCCUCAAGUCCAAGCAGGCCCUGGUGAAGGAGAGCAUCCAGGUGCUUAGGAGCAAGAACCGCAGGGACAAGUACAAGUGGAUGCUGGGGCCGAGCAACAGGGUGAACCGGGUUGAGAGCUACGUCUCCAGCGCCAUGGAGCUCAUCUGCGACAACUGGCUCAGUGACAUGAUGCUGGUGACGAACGCGCCCCCCUGGCUGAGGAGGAACUACCUCCGCAUCCGCUACGAGGACCUGGUCAUGCACCCCACGAAGGAGCUCCAGAGACUCUACCGCUUCUCCAACCUCUCCACCUCCCCUGCUUUGGAGGAGUUCGCGCUGAACAUGACGCACGGUCAGGGGUAUUCCUCGGACAGGCCCUUCCUGAUAUCCUCCAGGGACGCAAAAGAGGCGAUAUAUGCGUGGAGGGAGCGGCUCAAUGUGGAGCAGAUAAACCAGGUGGAGGCCUACUGCAGUGAAGUCAUGAGGCAGCUGGGGUAUCAGAGAAACAGCCUAGAGAAAGCAACAUAAGGAUGUGGCAUGAAGAAUCCAUGGGGUAAAGGGGCAUGAUAUUCAGGGCUGAGGGCAAAAGGUGGAACAGCAAAACAUGAAGCUGGAAUGGGGUCCGCUGGGAGCUCGCAAGCCCGACUCUUGGGUUGUUUUCCUUCAUCCGAGCCGGGUCAGUGACCUGGACAAAAUCCAAGUGGAAAGAGAAGCCAAUCACAGACAGAUUAAUUUUCAAAUGGGCAGAAGGCAGCGCAUUUUGACAGUGUUACCUUGAUGACACCAGCAAGGUCUGAGGCAGAUAGAAAGAACGAGGGGAGGGGAAAUAAACAAGAAGAGAGAGAUGGGCCUGGUUUGUACCGUGGUUACACUGGCCAGCCUCUAUCCUUCUGUCCUUUUAGUAGCACUAAUCCCUCCUCAGAUCCCUUGCAGGCGAAGGCCAUAAAAAGCCCAAGAUGGGUCCCUCUGUGGAGAAAACUGCCAGGAUCCAGGUUGGCAGCGUGGGGCUCCCUCUCAACUGCAUGACUUAUCCAUCCAGCCUAUGACUAAGCAUGGCAGUAACCUCGAGCAUUACUGAUACUUCAUUGCAGUUGGCACCACUAACAGUGCUAAUGUAGAGCUGUGAAAGAAGAAACAAAUGUAUUUUCUGGAAAAGAGGCCUGAGUGAGGAACUAUUGUUCCACCCCUGGCCCCUCAGGAAUCCGGACAGCUGAAGCGCCCUACUGACAAAACACUCACAUGGGUGUGAAAUUUUCAAAUAUCCCAUGGACGUGUCUUGGAGAUCUGCCUCUGUGCUCUGCCAAUGAACUUUUAGCAAGUUGUCACAAACACAACAGAUGGUACCGAUUCAUAUUGUGUGCCAUUCUUGCCGUUAUUAGUUUCUUUCUAAAAUAUUGCAAAAUGCUAUGACAUGCCUCUGGUUAAAGAGGUGUUGAGGAGGGGUAAAAUACUUACCAGCAUCCAUGUGUUCAACUUUAGAAGUUGGGACUGUAAUAACUGUUCUAGGUGGAAUACCUGAAGUUCUCUUGUCAAUGAAAGAAAUAGCUUUUAGACCAUUUAAAGUGACUGCAAUAAAGAGGUAUUAAAAACUAGAAAAGCAUCUCCUGAAGAAAAUGCUUGUGAUCGCUGUACGCAUUGAUGCAGAUGGGCAUGAUUUUUGGGGGACUUUAUUAUCACAUGAAAAUUCAUUAACCUUAACGUAUUGGCUGAGUUAUAGAUCCAAUGGGAGUGAAUGGGGGCUGUAAAAGACAUCUGCAUUAGACUUUAGUGCGUUACGAUAUAUACCUUAUACACUGUACCAUCAUAAUGAGCUUACAGCUGAUCAGUGUGCAUAGUGAGCAUUUUGUAAUGUGAAUGGGGCUGAAUUAGACAGAAUGGGCCUACAUAGAUCAAAAUAUAUUAUGCAAACCAUAUUUACUCUUAAAUUGUACGUCUGAUCAUAAUUAGUUUAUCUGAUUAGGCCUCCAUAGACUGAAAUGCAAUAGAUAACUCAAACUAUACAUGUCCUAAAAAUGAAAUAAUGUAAAAUUUAUCAGUGGGAAAUAAUGAGCAUUUUGAAAUAUCAAUGGACUUUGUACUCUGUACCCUGCCUGAAAUAUAAAUACAAUGGAUGUCUGUGUGGA